CCUUCUCUUUUUUUGGCAAGUGACGCCCUCCUUUACCUUCUUAACCACUCCUGAUGGCCUCCUCCACCUCUCAUCCAUUGAUUCCACUCCCUCUCCUCCUCGCUCUCCUCUUUCUUUCAAACGCCGACCCGACCACCACCUGCUACACCUCCAUCUUUAGCUUCGGGGACUCCAUUACCGACACCGGAAAUUUUCUCAACUACACCAACUGUGGCCCAGAAGCCCGGCUUCCGUAUGGCAAGACUUACUUCCAUCAUCCCACCGGGCGGUUCUCUGACGGGCGAAUUAUCAUCGACUUUAUUGCACAAGCCAUCGGAGUCCCACUCGUGCCACCGUAUCUGGCAGGACCCGGCGAUCAUGGCUUCCGGCGUGGGGCGAACUUUGCCGUGGGAGGGGCGACUGCGCUGGAGAACGACUACUUCAGGGCUAGGGGUCUAAAUGUUAAUUGGACCGAGUACUCGUUGGGGACUCAGAUCGAGUGGUUCAAGCAACUGCUGCCUUCGCUCUGCUCCUCCGAUUCAGGUAAACCCUCUAAAUCCUGAGUACUGAUGUUCAACCCGGAAUAGAUGGAUCUGAGGGGCAAGAACAUGUUGAGGUCAACGGGUUCACGUCUUACUUUUUAGUUGAAGUUUGACCGGCAGAUCGUUGGAUUUGCUUCGGCCUCCGCCUUUUAUUUGCCGGAACUUCUUCAACAAUUUUUUUUUUUUUAAUUCAGAGACAAGGAGGAAGCAAAAUGUUUCCCCCAAUUUUAUUCAAUGAAAAAAAUUUACAAUACAGGAUGAUAGAGAAAAAGUGCCCCAAUUCAUAUUAGGCAACACUCAUAACCCACAAUCGACAAGCUCCCGUAGCAUUUCA
Molecule: messenger RNA, 855 nt
Organism: Elaeis guineensis (African oil palm)
Lineage: Eukaryota; Viridiplantae; Streptophyta; Magnoliopsida; Arecales; Arecaceae
Source: RefSeq, a predicted model, not a curated record